AUGUUUCCCUUGGGGGUUGACGAUGAGGAGUGGCGCAGCAACACGAUCACGGUGCGCGAGCGCGCCAUGCUCAUGUUCAUCAACUCGGUGACCGACAAGCCCGAGUGGGCGCGCAAGGUGCAUGACGAGACGAUCGUGGCCAAGUGGAAAGCCGAGCUGGCGGACAUGGUCGCCAAGGCGGGAAACACACGCGUGUCCGAGGGCGGGAGCCUGCUCGUGAACGGCUUCUCGGAUGCCAUGUUCGAGUACUGCCUCCUCGAGCUGCGGGACAAGGCGACAGCGGAUGAGGCCUCGGCGCGCGACGGGACGGGCGGCAUCACAAUGGUGCUCGACACUGCCGCAGCCGUGUUCAAGGCUGACGGACGCGUCCCGGAGGAUGUGCGCGCCUCCCUCCUCGAUGCUGUCAAGCCGCUUGAGGCGCAAGAGCCAGACUGGCACCCCGGUAGCGAUGGCAAGGUGCUCGACCUUGUCCACCCGUCUCUCUGGCCUCUGGUGUACGGGACGACGACGCAGCUCGACUCGGAGAUGGGCAUGGACGAGGCCAUCUCCCUCAUAGGCUCGGGCGAGGUGGUGCCGGUGCCAACGGCGGCGUCGCUCGGCCUCGGCAAGCCCAGCCGCCGCCGCAUGUGGAGCAAGCGCUUCCAGUGGCUGCCGUGCGAAAUCUCGUUCGGGCCCGACGGCAAGGGCCAGGCGCAGGUCACGAGCUACAUCAACAAUGCGCAUCCGGCGGAGCAUGCUGCGCUGUACCCCGUUGUUGCGCGCGUGAUUGACGCCGCGCUGCCAAUGUUGCAGGCAGCCUAUGAUUGCGAGGCCGCAUUCGCACGCAAACGCAUCAUCUGCAACGAAUCGAACCGCAAGUGCACUGUGCCGGAGCUCUGCAAGACGUCGUGCAACGGACGCAACAUUCCCAAGGAAGAGAUUCCGGAGGGCAUAGACGAGGAUGACGACAAUAUGUACGAGAUCGAGUCUGAGUGGUUCUACCGCGUGCACCCCGUCGCGCAGCCGGAGCCGCAAGCGUACGGCACCCUGCCAGCCCCGCCCCGCGUUACCCUGCCGCCCGAGGACUGGCCUCUCCCCGCCGACAAGCGGCUGCAAGUCAUUGUCAAGCUCGCCAACAUUCACCUCACGCCAGAGAAACCGCGGUAUGACGGCGGCAGCUGGCAUUUCGAGGGACAGGCGAACGAGCACAUUGUCGGCACAGCGCUCUACUACUACGACGUAGAGAAUGUCACAGAGUCGCGCCUGGCGUUCCGCACUGUGUGUGAUGCCGAGGACUACAAUGAGGGCGGGUUCGAGUACGAGCAGGGCGACCACGAGCCAUUCGACAUCCUGUACGGCGUCAAUCCAAGCGGAUGGAGCGAGAGCAAAGUCCAGAUGCUCGGUGACGUCGCGACCACGGAGGGGCGCCUGCUCGUGUUCCCUAACGUGCUGCAGCACCAGGUGCAACCGUUCGAGCUCGUGGACAAGACGCGCCCGGGCCACCGCAAGAUCCUCGCCCUCUUCCUCGUCGACCCCGCGGUGCGCGUGCCCUCCACCGCGACGGUCCCGCCCCAGCAGAAGGAGUGGCGCGAGGCGUCCGUUCUUGACGAGCGCCUCCCGCCCGAGCUCAGCCAAAUGAUCUUUGACAAUCUCACUGUGCCAUACGGCCUCGAUAAGGCCAAGGCGCUCCGGGAAGAGUUGAUCGAGGAGCGCAAGGCUGUCGACAAGAACGUCGACGAGAUCAUGAGCGAGGAAACGUGGUGCUUCUGUGAGCAUUAG
Messenger RNA from Cutaneotrichosporon oleaginosum, 1758 nucleotides. The record is from RefSeq and is a predicted model, not a curated record. NCBI's taxonomy places the organism in Eukaryota, Fungi, Basidiomycota, Tremellomycetes, Trichosporonales, Trichosporonaceae.